Molecule: messenger RNA, 1053 nt
Organism: Dovyalis caffra
Lineage: Eukaryota; Viridiplantae; Streptophyta; Magnoliopsida; Malpighiales; Salicaceae
Source: the annotation of a GenBank genome assembly
AUGUCUUCCACCGGCGGCGGAGGCCCCCAGCUCUACUUCUGUCACCAGUGCGACCGAACGGUAAGAAUAACCCCAUCACCAACCUCCGAUCUCUCCUGCCCUAACUGUCAUGGAGGUUUCCUCGAAGAAUUCGAUUCUCCAAACCCUAGCCCUAACCCUUUCGAUUCUGGUCUCGGCCCCGGCAUCUUACUCGACGAAUUCGCCUCCAUCUUCGGCGGCGGCAUGGCCCCUACUCCUCGAUCAUCAACCACCUCGACAACAACAAACUCCUCCUCCGCGUCGCCUCUAUUUCAAGAUCCCGACGGUUUCAAUCCUUUUGUCUUCCUUCAAAAUUACCUUCAAACCAUGAGGGCUGGUGGAGCGAAUAUUCAGCUUGUGAUUGAAAAUAAUCCUGGUAUUGGCGGAAUGGACCACACAGGAUUUCGUCUUCCGGCGAAUCUCGGAGAUUACUUCGUCGGACCAGGAUUAGAACAACUAAUUCAACAGCUUGCGGAGAACGACCCUAAUAGGUAUGGAACUCCGCCGGCUGCGAAAUCUGUGGUUGAGAAUCUUCCGGAUGUUAAGGUUACGGAAGAAUUAAUGCAAUCCGAUUCUUCACAAUGUGCGGUUUGUAAGGAUAGUUUUGAGCUGGGGGAGGUGGCGAAGCAAAUUCCUUGUAAGCAUAUCUAUCAUAAGGAUUGUAUUUUGCCUUGGCUUGAAAUGCAUAAUUCGUGUCCAGUUUGUAGGCAUGAGUUGCCUACUGAUGAUGCUGAUUAUGAGCAGAGGAAAGGGAUUGAGAAUGAAAAUCGGAACAAUGGGAGCAAUCAGAAUGUGGGUGGUGUAAUUAGUGGUGGUGGGUCAUUUAGUGAUGGUGAUAAUAAUGAUGGUAAUGCUCAGACUCCGAGAGAGAGGAGGUUUAGGAUUGCAUUUCCGUGGCCAUUUAGUAGUGGUAGUGGUAGGUCGGCUGGACCGUCUGCGGAGGCUAGCAAUAGUGGGAGUGGGAACAACAAUGAUGGGGAUUCUAGAGGGAAUACCAACUUUGGAUCUGAGACUAGAGAAGAGGAUCUUGAUUGA